This is a messenger RNA of Anneissia japonica, 1328 nucleotides long. RefSeq lists its product as uncharacterized. The record is from RefSeq and is a predicted model, not a curated record. Bases 132 to 620 code for a protein of 162 amino acids. Lineage: Eukaryota; Metazoa; Echinodermata; Crinoidea; Comatulida; Comatulidae. The transcript has 6 exons.
UGCUCUUCAUAAAACGUUUAAAAAAAAACGUCAGGAGAUUCGUAAUGCUAACCAACAUUGAUUUUAAGUACUGAUUGUAGUGUAGUAUUAGCUGCCUGUAUUUGUUCUACCUCUUCUGCCAGGGCUUUUGGAUGCCCAUGCUAGUGUUUUUGCGUUUAUGUCACCUGCUUGCCGCCAGUGAGAUGAUCAUGGGAAUGAAGCCGUUACGACUUGUUGAUUACAUCCACAUUGUUCAGCCCUACAAAAACAGCGUGAACAUGAUGCGAGCAAACCUAAUGUUUGUGAAGAUUGAUGGGGAAGACCCUAAAUCACACCGACCUGACUGGUUGUAUGUAGUCGCCAAGGGUAAUAACCCCUUGCCCCCAGCUGAAGAGUUAGCACACAAAUUUGGAGAAUUAGAAUCAGUUGAUGUACAGGUUAUAGACAAAAAUACAGCAGUGUUGGCUGUAUCUACAUUUUACGGGAGUAAGCACAUUUUAAAGGCUUUCCGACACGACAAGACCAUGUCGGUAACUCGCUACAGUUGGCUGCAGCAUUGCAAGCCAGUGAGAUACGGAUUGUGGUGCUCAAUUAUUAUGAUGGGUGCUUUCUGCGUGUGGACGUUCAUAGGUGACAAAUGAAGAAUAAUUAGAUUGUGCAUCACAUCCGGCUCAACAGUGAAACAAUGCUUGGCUUGGUUUUACAUUAGGAGAAAUUCGAACUCUUCGUGGAAUGAUGUUUGUGAAAAAAUUUAACUGAAGAGAGGGCAGUAUGACACAAAUUGUCAAAAGAUAAAUAAUGCUGUAGACAGGACAUUGAACUCUUUCUGUAAGAUUGAACUAAAGAGGGCAGUGUGACAUGGAUAUUUUCCAACAUCCUUCAGUUUAAAUUAUAAUGUUCGCUACAUUUUUUAUCAUGUGUAUAAUUAAGCUGUUAGAUUUAAAAUUGUACAAUGUUACCUGUUAGUCAAAUAUGACUGCCAAAAUAGUAGCUACAAUACUAUACAUGAUGUCUCCAGAAAAAUAUGCAUAACACUUUGUUGCCUUUUUCAUUUACAUGUAAUUGUGACAGGGUUGGGACAUGGUGAAGAUAUAUUUGUUGAAAAACUCAUUUAACUCAGAUCUUCCUAUAGUGGCUUUUAGCAACUUUGGAAUCCUAAUAAUAAUUGAUAUUAUUUCUAACACAUAUUUCUUGGUCUUCAGGCAUUUUGGGACAUUUGAAUGUAUAAUUGAUAUAUGUAUUUUAUAGUGCUUAUAUUUUGGUUUUUAUCCCGGUUUUUAUGCUUUGUUUUUUUAAAGAAAGGAUUACAAAAAAGAAGAAAUAAAAGAAAGUAAUGAUAUUGAUCAUAA